CCUUAGUACGUUUUGGAGCUUUGUUUUCUUUCGAAACCAUUCACCAUUAUAUUUUAGGUUUCUCGCUUCUACAGAAAUAAUGUUUACGCGACAGUUGUUGUUGACGUUGUUCUUGUGUCACUGCUCUGUAGCUCACGAUCAGGAGAGACGCCUCCCACCCUCAAGUGACCAUGCGAUAACCGAGAUGAGACUCAACUUUAAGGAGGAGAUGCUCAAUUUGAGGGAAGAGGUACAAGAUAUAUUGGGAGGUUCUGAAAGAUCACUUUUUUGGAUGAUCAGGGAAUUAAUUGACGAAGUCAGAGAAUAUAAGGCCGAGGUAGUACAGCAAGACAAAGUGGUGGAACAACUUAAAUCAGACCUAACUACAGCUCUAUACAAACUGGAUGAAGUCAAGGAAAACCAGGUGAUGCUGAAAAAGGGAUAUGAUGUGGUACGAUCUGAAGUCAGGCUAAUAUCUCAACACAAGCUGAGCUGGCAAAACACCACUGCCAGUUACAGAACAGCCGACUUCUUAGUGGACGGGGUUUACACCAGGACAACAGACGAAACCAUCAACCCAAUACAACACAACUUAGCUGGGGUAAACCAGAUAGUCUCCAUUGAUCUGGGAGGUUUCUUCAAAAUACACACCGUCAAGAUCUGGAACAGACUGUCUUCCUACCAGGAGCGAGGCUCGGGUCUCAUAGUCUCCGCAGACCGGGUAAUUAUAGGUGUUACGUCAGGGUCACGUGAUUUGUACAGCGUCGUGGCCGAAACUGAGGUUUACGCCAGAACGAUCACUAUUAGACAACCAAAUGAGGAACACAUCAACCUUCUUGAGGUUCAAGUGUUUGGUUCUGGUCCUUAUGGUCCGGAGGAAUUUGUUUAGAACUUUAGAAGUGAGGGGGAUACAUACAAGAACUAAAUCUAAACAUUAGACUAUUGAGAACGAAGUAAGAAAGGAUUCAUCUAGGCAUUAUUUUCUUGAAACCUGGUUUUGCAUUGAUUUAAGUAAUUUGUGAGUUAACAGAAAUUCGAUUAUAUAGCAGUUUUAUUGUACAAGACUAAAACAGUUAAUUGGCAUAUGAUUUUAAGUCACAAUAUAGGUUAACAUUCCAAGUUAAUUUAUUUUUUACCGCCACGUUUUAUGUUAAAGAAAAUCUUGUGGUAAUUCCUCUGAUAGCCAGAUAAUAGCC
Bolinopsis microptera is the source of this 1175-nucleotide messenger RNA. RefSeq lists its product as uncharacterized. Bases 80 to 868 code for a protein of 262 amino acids. The transcript has 2 exons. The record is from RefSeq and is a predicted model, not a curated record. NCBI's taxonomy places the organism in Eukaryota, Metazoa, Ctenophora, Tentaculata, Lobata, Bolinopsidae.